AUGGGGACCAAAGCGGAGGCACACGGUGCUCUUGUUUGCGUCGCGCCAGUGGUGAAGUGGAGGUUCCUCGGCAUGUGCUUGCUGCUCGUAGCGGCCGCGGGGCUCGCCGAGGGAGAAGGCAAGGGGGAGAAGCAGGGUGUUCGCCUGCUGGACGCGGGGAGGCUGGAGAAGUUCGUGGACGAGCUGCUGGACAUGCCCGUGCUGCGCGGUUACGGCGUGGCGGAGCUCGGCAGGCUCGUCGCCGGAGAGCUCGCCGUCGGCAUGUACGACACCAUGUGGAAAUUCCACCGUGACCUUCCUCCGACGCGGGUCUUCGCCUACGGCGCCAGCAGGGAGACGGCCACCGUGCCGGGGCCGACCAUCAUGGCGAUGAAGGGGGUGCCCACGCGCGUGACAUGGACCAACCACCUCCCGCCGCACCACAUCCUUCCAUGGGACCGAUCGCUCGCUGCCGCGGGGCUCGGCAACGGCACCGGCGUCCCCACCGUCACCCACCUUCACGGCGGCGUGCAGCAGUCCACCUCCGAUGGCAACUCCAUGGCCUGGUUCACCUCUGGCUUCGCCGCCACGGGCCCCCACUUCUCCUCGCCGGCGUACGAGUACCCAAACCAGCAGCCUCCGGGGAACCUCUGGUACCAUGACCACGCCAUGGGCCUCACUCGCGUCAACAUCCUCGCCGGUCUCCUCGGCGCGUACAGGGUGUCCGACCCGGCCGCGGAGGCGCCCCUCGGCCUCCCCUCCGGCGCGGAGUUCGACAGGAACCUCGUCCUGUUCGACCGUGACUUCAGGAGCGACGGCUCGCUCUUCAUGAACGCCACGGGGAACAACCCCAAGGUGCACCCGCAGUGGCAGCCGGAGUACUUCGGCGCCGUUAUCGUCACCAAUGGCAAGGCCUGGCCUUUCCUCCGCGUGCGGCGCCGGCGGUAUCGCUUCCGCAUCCUCAACGCCAGCAACGCGCGCUUCUUCCGCCUCUCGCUCUCCGGUGGCCUCCGCUUCGUCCACGUCGGCUCUGACUCCGUGUACCUCGCCCGGCCGGUGCCCACGAAGCAGUUCCUGCUGGCGCCGUCCGAGAUCGCGGACGUCGCCGUCGACUUCGCCGGCGCCAAGGACGACGCGGUGACCCUGCGGUCCAACGCGCCGACGCCAUACCCUGGCGACCAUGACGAGAAGGUUGAGACGGUGGCGGUGAUGAAGUUCCUGGUUGCGAGGAAGCCCGAGCACGACCCGUCUACCAUGCCGGCGGCGCUGAUGCCGUGGUACCCGAAGCCGGACGCGCGGGAGGCGGUGGUGACCCGGCACAUCGCCAUGUACAAGUACGCCAAGAAGGGCACGGACGAGCCGACGCACAUGUACCUGAACGGCGUGCCUUACACGGAUCCGGUGACAGAGACGCCGCGAGAGGGCACGUCGGAGCUGUGGGAGGUGAUCAACCUCACCGACGACGACAACCACCCGCUGCACGUGCACCUGGCGGUCUUCGCCGUGCUGAAGCAGAGGUCGCUCCAGCGCGUCGACGAGUUCAGGGACUGCAUGCAGGGGAGCGCGAGCAGCGGCGCCGGCGGCCGGAACGACGCCCUCGCGUGCGGGAUGCAGCGGCACCUCGCCGGAGGCCGCACGCACGCCGUGCCGCGGCAGGAGCGCGGGUGGAAGAAUGUGUUCAAGGUGCGGCCCAGCACGGUGGCCACGCUGCUGGUGCGGUUCAUGCCGCUGGAGGAGCCGUCGGGGAAGAGGGGUCGCUUCCCCUUCGACGUCACCGUCGGCCCCGGCUACGUUUACCACUGCCAUAUUUUGGAUCAUGAAGACAACGAGAUGAUGAGGCCGAUGAAGAUUGUUCGCUAG
Molecule: messenger RNA, 1839 nt
Organism: Triticum turgidum subsp. durum (durum wheat)
Lineage: Eukaryota; Viridiplantae; Streptophyta; Magnoliopsida; Poales; Poaceae
Source: the annotation of a GenBank genome assembly